AUGUCUUCCUACUUCGAGAUCCCCGAGCGCUUAGUCGGCCAACCCCUAUCUCCUUAUUCUUUGGCUUCUGACGAAUCUACCAUGCCUGACGAGGAAGUUACCGCUCCUCUUGAAUCCGACCCUGCGAUCAAGGUUGAAGAGACCGAAAGUCCUGCGCCUGAUUCCCCUGUAGAUACCCGUAGAAGAGUCGAGGACCACGUUCCGGCACCUCGUCCUCCUCCUCCCUCUUUUUCCGACAUUCGGUUGUUUGCCAUCGCCGCGGCUUUUCAGGUGAACUCCGACGGCCAGUUCCCUUUUAAUGUUCAGGAGACAUACGCAAGAUCACCGUCGCCUCCCAUCUCUUCUGAAUCCUUAGGAAGUGGCACCGCUUCUUCUCCCAUCCGCGUCGACACUCCUCCUCCGGCCGAGCCCUGCUACGUCUAUCCGCCUCACCCCGAUCCUGAUCACGAACUAACCCCUGAAGAACGGGGUCCAAUCUGGGCCGAGGUCGUUCAAGAAGAUGCUGUCCUGAAUGCACGUCGACAUAUCAAGGACUUUUUCCGUUCUUAUUUCCAGCUACUGGAUGGUGAUGUCCUCAAUCACCCGCGGUGCAGCGGCGGGUAUAGGCGUUUGGCGCGAUGUUGGUUGUACGAGAGUGUUAUGGGGGAGCUUGAUCGUGUACUUGAAACCGUGGACCAAGUGCAAAUGACAGUUAUUGAAUAA
Puccinia graminis f. sp. tritici CRL 75-36-700-3 is the source of this 702-nucleotide messenger RNA. RefSeq lists its product as uncharacterized. Bases 1 to 702 code for a protein of 233 amino acids. The transcript has a single exon. NCBI's taxonomy places the organism in Eukaryota, Fungi, Basidiomycota, Pucciniomycetes, Pucciniales, Pucciniaceae. The record is from RefSeq and is a predicted model, not a curated record.